Messenger RNA from Scophthalmus maximus (turbot), 3896 nucleotides. RefSeq names its product protocadherin alpha-3-like. NCBI's taxonomy places the organism in Eukaryota, Metazoa, Chordata, Actinopteri, Pleuronectiformes, Scophthalmidae. The record is from RefSeq and is a predicted model, not a curated record. Gene Ontology annotation, cellular component: plasma membrane. Gene Ontology annotation, biological process: homophilic cell-cell adhesion. The coding region runs from base 161 to 2539 and encodes 792 amino acids. The transcript is spliced from 2 exons. Gene Ontology annotation, molecular function: calcium ion binding.
CUGACCGCAGUCGGCUUUGUGCUGCCGUUGUACGCACUGUGCUGCAGUUUCAUCAUUUUGGAAACGGAGUGCCCAUCGGCGUGCGCGGACGUGUCGUUUUCAUUUCUUCCUAUGCGAUUAUUGAUCCCGCGAGGAAUCGGUGAGAGUUGUGGUCCUGAUCAUGACACAAAGAGGACGCGCCGCGAGAGGACGGCGGAUCUGCGCUGCGGUCGCGCUGCUUUUGUGGAGCGCGGCCUCGGCGCAGCUACGAUAUUCAAUCUCCGAGGAAGUUAACGAAGGAACUGUGGUGGGGAAUAUCGCCAAAGAUCUUGGAUUAGAUAGACACACGCUGAGAGACCGGAAGUAUCGCAUUGUUUCCAGUAGUGCGGAUCCUCUUUUCCACGUGAAUCAGAACGACGGCAUCUUGUACGUGAGCCGGAAGAUCGACAGGGAAGAGGUGUGCGAGCGGACCAGCACAUGUAUGAUGAACCUGAAAACCGUGCUAGAAAACCCACUGGAGGUGCACUACGUGGGAGUGGAGGUGCUGGAUGUUAAUGAUCACUCCCCCAGUUUUCCAGAGAAAGACAAAACGUUGGAGAUUUCAGAGUCUGUCUUAGCUGGAGCACGUAUUCCUCUAAAAGCAUCUCGAGAUCCAGACGGCGGCCCCUUUUCUGUUCAGCAGUAUAAACUCAGCCAUAAUGACCACUUCCGGUUGGAAGUUAAGGAUAAGGGAGAAGAUGGUAAAAUACCCAUUUUGAUUGUGCAAAAAUCUUUGGAUAGAGAGGCAGCGAGAAGCCACUCAUUAGUGCUGACAGCUCUGGAUGGAGGGAAACCUCCAAAAUCUGGUGAAAUGAAUAUUCUAGUAAAAGUUUUGGAUGUGAAUGAUAACGCUCCUGUUUUCUCUAAAGAUGUUUACUCUGUGAUGAUCGAUGAAAACGUACCAGUAGACACAAUUGCCAUACAAGUGAAUGCAACUGAUUUAGAUGAAGGACCAAAUGGAGAUGUGAUUUAUUCAUUCAGCAACAGUGUGAGUCAAAGAUUGUUAAAUCUUUUUGAUAUCAAUCCAUCAACAGGUGAAAUCACUGUUAAAGGAUUAAUAGACUAUGAGGAAAAAGAUAAAUAUGAAAUUGAAAUACAGGCAUCAGAUAAAGGCCUCCCUCAUCUUUCGACACAAAAAAGUGUCAUCAUCAAGAUAGUGGACGUGAAUGAUAACGCACCUGAGAUUGAAGUCACCUCAUUUUCAAGCUCCAUCCCUGAAAACUCCAGACCUGGAACUACAGUUGCUCUGAUCAGUGUGAAUGACUUGGACUCUGGUCUUAAUGGAAAAGUUAUUUGCUCCAUAGGUGAGGAUGUUCCUUUUGCUUUGACACCAUCCUUACAAGAUAAAAUGUAUUCAUUAGUAACCAAAUCCCCUCUGGACAGAGAGACACAGUCACAUUAUGUCCUGACAAUAACUGCAAAAGACGCUGGUCAACCUCCAUUAUCAUCUGAGAAGACAAUAAGUGUUGUGGUGUCAGAUGUGAAUGACAACAGUCCAGAGUUUUCACUGAGCCCCUACACUUUCUAUAUCACAGAGGGGAACAAUCCAGGUGCCUCUGUGUUCUCAGUUAAAGCUUCUGAUGCUGAUGAGAGUGAGAAUGCACAUAUUUCCUAUCAUAUUCUCAGAGAUGGAAGCGAAGAUAAUACACUGACGUCAUUCCUCAACAUUAACUCUGAAAAUGGGGAAAUUAUUGCGCUAAAAGGUUUUGACUUUGAGACACUGAAAACUUUCCACUUCCACGUUGUUGCGUCAGAUUCCGGAACUCCGUCACUGAGCAGCAACGUCACAGUGAACGUGUUCAUUCUGGAUCAGAACGACAACGCUCCAGUCAUCCUGUAUCCAGUCAGCUCCAACGGUUCUGCUGAAGGUGUGGAGGAGAUUCCCCGCAACGUGAACGCAGGACACUUGGUGACUAAAGUCAGAGCCUAUGACGCUGAUAUAGGAUAUAACGGCUGGUUACUGUUCUCACUGCAGGAAGUGACUGACCACAGUCUCUUUGGUUUGGACCGCUACACAGGACAGAUCAGAACACUUCGCUCAUUCACAGAGACAGACGAGGCUGAGCACAAACUGAUCAUACUGGUGAAAGACAACGGGAACGUUUCUCUCUCAGCAACAGCUACUGUGAUUGUCAAACUCGUGGAGCCCAAAGAGGCUUUUGCAGCUUCUGAUGUUAAGAGUUCAACAAAAGCAGAUGAGGACAACAAUGUGACUUUUUACCUGAUGAUAACUUUGGGCUCAGUUUCAGCACUUUUUCUCAUCAGCAUCAUCGUGUUGAUUUCAAUGCAGUGCUCAAAAUCAUCCCCAGAAUAUACUUCUAAAUAUCUACAAGAGACUAAUUAUGAUGGGACACUGUGUCACAGCAUCCAGUACAGAUCUGGAGACAAACGCUACAUGUUAGUUGGACCCAGGAUGAGUAUAGGAUCUACUAUAGUCCCAGGAAGUCAUGCGAACACACUGGUGCUCCCUGACAGGAGGAGGGGAUCUGGAGAGGUAAGAAAAAUGCCACGGCUGUUAUGAAUGCUACUAACAGAUGAGUUGCAGAUCCUGUUGAGCGCCGAAAAAACGAACCAAACCACCAAUUCAGAACACCUGGAUUCAGAUUGACUAUAGGUCAAUUAUAUUCAUAACAGGGAGGAGGAGGUUUUGUGUUCUUAUGAUAAUUAAGUUUAUACGUGGAUGUGCAGUUAGUGUCCUUAAGUAUUUCAAAAUAAAUCAAACUCAAUAAAUGCUAAAACCUCUAUUUUUAUCUUGACAUAAUAAAUCAUGGAAUUCAGUAUUUUCAAUAUGGUGUAUAGCUGUAAAAUACUAGACAAAUUAACCACUAAAAUAAGGGACGUGUUUGUCUAAUAUCUACCACACAAAUAACAAUGCUUAUGUCUCCUUCAUCUCUGUCUGCUUUCUAUUUCAAGACAUUUGAGAAUGCUGUAUUCAGUGCACUGACCAAUUUGCCUAUUAAUAAUUUAAAAUUUGAAUGUGCCUAUUUCAGGCCAUGUGGGGUUGUGUAAUAAUUGCCUCAGUUCAGCAGUGCUGUGAGGUAAGGAGAGGUUUAUGUUCAGUUUAAAGGGCAGUAAAUCCCAAUAGCCACUCACUCAUUUAGUUAGCUCAUCCUCAUCAGAAGUGUUAUUUGCGAAUAAGUUUCCCCACAAUCACGGCACAGCUGUUCCUAACAUCUACAUCAUUUGAGUGACUGCAUAUGGCCCUCCAAGUUAAAUAUAAUGCUCUAUGGUAGCUCAAAACCAGAUAGUCAUUUGAAGAAGACUUCUAUCUUUUCGAUUUAACACAGAGUACAUGCAUUGUGCUCGGUGUAGUACAUGCUUAUAUGCACAUUUGUAGGUUUGUUUUCUAUAUGUGUCUUAUCUAUUUGGGUGUGCAUGUGAGUACUGGCCAAAAUACAAUGUAACUUGAGGUCUGUGCUCGCUGAUGUAGUUGAGGGGGCUCAAUGGGCCAUGGCUGGCUGGAGCUAUGACAGAGAGAGGGGGGAGAGAGAGCCUGCGGCUGGUGUGCAGUGAAUCACAAUGUACCGCCAGUCAGGUGGGGUAUGGACACUUUGCUUCAGCAGAGUUCUUCAUUCAUAACAGGACUACAGAUUUUUACUAUUACUUUGGUCAAGGAAAUUAGCAGACGGUGAUGUGAAAGAGUGCAAUCCGUUCAUGUUCAUUCACACUAGCUUCUCAGCAGAGAGAUCCCUUUUGACUGAGGAAAGAAAUAGGUCAUAUUUUAUCACACAUGUGAAGGUCUACAUGCUAGGCUUCGAGGCUGAUUCUGUGUCAAACUCGUGUGUGUUGCCCAUAGCAACACACUGGGAGAUCCACCUCUCGGUGUCUACCGGUUUCCACAGACUAGCAUGCACUGAGCUGUCUUAGCAACAGCAGCG